AUGAUAGAUGAAAAUGGAGACGCAGAAGGAAACUUCGCUCUUCUAGCUCUACUCGACAACCCAACGCGAAAAGACGCAGAAAAUACCAAAACCAUGCAACCAGUUGGGAGAUUCACCUACCAGGGUGCGCAUGGGCUUCCGCGGCUACUUUUAGAGAAACAGAUUGAUUGGAUAGCUGGAGCGCCACCUGCCGGAGAACCCAUGUGCGGAUUUAAUGGAGAGUUGUGUGAGCAGGACUGGAAGAUGAUCCUGAUUGGUUUGGUAACAGCAGCAUUGGUCGUCAUUGCUGGAAUAUUUAGUAUUCGUCAUUAUAGAUACGAACAGACGAUGGCACGCAUGUUGUGGAAAGUAGACAUAAAAGACCUCAUCUUCUUAAGAACAACUUCAGAGUUUACUCUUCAAAAUACCCACAAUCAGAUUAACGUGCAGAUGCACGACUUCAGCCGACUAAGAAAUCUAACGGACUUUGGAAAAAAGAGUUCCCUUUCCCAGUUGAUGGACUCUAGAGUUGGCUUCUACAAGGGAAAUGUUGUUUUCAUCAAGUAUGUAAAUAAAAGAAGCAUUGACGUCACCAGGAGCCUCUGUAAAGAGAUUAUUAACAUUCGUGAAAUGCGGCACGAAAACAUUAACCCAGUGAUCGGCGCAUGCGUAGACCCUCCCAACGUGUGUGUCUUGACAUUAUUCUGCGCAAGAGGGAGCCUUGAGGAUGUCCUGAAAAACGAAGAUCUUGAUUUAGACAACAUGUUUGUGGCUUCACUCGUGGCUGAUUUAAUUAAGGGUAUGAUAUAUCUCCACGAGAGUGAAGUCGUUUCUCACGGGAAUUUAAAGUCAUCAAACUGUCUAGUGGACAGUAGGUGGGUCCUUCAGAUAACGGACUAUGGACUACAUGAGCUAAAACAAGGCCAGGAGAUCCAGUGUGGUAAAGAUUUAAAGUGUCAGAGAGGGUCACUAUGGAAAGCUCCUGAACUGCUGAGGAUGGCCAACUUUCCACCAAGAGGCACCCAGAAAGGAGACGUUUAUUCUUUUGCUAUUAUCCUGUACGAAAUAAUUGGCCGGAAGGGGCCAUGGGGGCCUGAUCUUCUGCCUGUAAAAUUUAUCAUAGAAAGGGUUAUGAAUCCCCGUCAUUACGGUGGACAGAUCUUCCGGCCCCCUAUUGACGAACUCGUAGGUUGUAGCGAAUACAUACUAAAGUGUAUGCAGGAAUGUUGGGACGAAGAGCCGGAUGCUCGACCGGAUUUCCGAUUGGUAAACCAGAAGCUAAGAGACAUGCAAGCUGGACUUAAAAACAACAUUUUUGACAACAUGAUUGCUAUCAUGGAGAAGUAUGCCUACAAUCUAGAAGGCCUCGUUCAAGAAAGAACCAAUCAGCUAAUGGAAGAAAAGAAAAAAACAGAAAAUUUACUUCUGCGGAUGUUACCAAAGCCUGUAGCAGAGCAGUUAAAACGUGGAGAACCAGUGGAGGCGGAGAGCUUCGACUGUGUCACCAUUUAUUUCAGUGAUAUAGUUGGCUUUACCGAACUUUCGGCUGUCAGCACACCAUUACAGGUUGUUGAUCUAUUAAAUGACUUGUACACCUGCUUUGACUCUAUCAUUGGUAACUACGACGUGUAUAAAGUAGAAACCAUUGGAGAUGCCUAUAUGGUAGUUAGCGGGCUUCCGCUAAGAAAUGGAGACAACCACGCACGAGAAAUCGCUUCUAUGGCACUUCACCUUUUGGGGGCUAUUCAGUCGUUCGAAAUCAGGCACAUCCCAGGAGAUAGACUUAAGCUCAGGAUCGGUGUUCAUUCCGGGCCAUGUGUAGCUGGAGUAGUAGGACUCAAGAUGCCGAGAUACUGUUUGUUUGGUGAUACGGUUAACACAGCCUCCCGUAUGGAAUCUACGGGGGAAGCCCUAAGUAUCCAUGUUAGUGAAGCGUUUAAGAAUAUUCUGGAUAAAUUAGGAGGCUACAUCCUAAACGAGAGAGGGCUAACGCUAAUCAAGGGGAAAGGUGAAAUGCGAACCUACUGGCUUGUGGGGAAAGAAGAGCCCCUUGUGACGUAUUCUCCGGGUAACAGGUCGUUUGGAAUCCACGAUAGCGUGACAGAAGUCCACGUGCCUACAACGAACGAUGUUGUGAAACAUGACAAUGACCAUGUUAUUUCCACUCCUUGCCUCCAGGUGCCACCGGUCUCGAGACAAAACAGUGCUCAUCUUUCUCCUGAUUUCAGUUGGUUGAUAAGCAGUGACGUGUCAGAACAAGAAACCGGAAAUAACGGGAGACGCGUUUCACAUAUUUCGAAUUACAGUAGUUGUGGGAGUUUUUUCCAAGACUGUAAGAAGACCAUUCUCCGAGAGGUCAGAAUGAAUAACCGGCUAACUUACAAAGGUCACAGGUCAGCUCCCAUCAUCAGCUUCCGCGACAGAUCUUCAUGUCGUGAUUAUCUUUUAUAG
Limulus polyphemus (Atlantic horseshoe crab) is the source of this 2430-nucleotide messenger RNA. Its product is annotated as guanylate cyclase 32E-like. The transcript is spliced from 16 exons. Lineage: Eukaryota; Metazoa; Arthropoda; Merostomata; Xiphosura; Limulidae. The record is from RefSeq and is a predicted model, not a curated record. Bases 1 to 2430 code for a protein of 809 amino acids. Gene Ontology annotation, biological process: protein phosphorylation; receptor guanylyl cyclase signaling pathway; intracellular signal transduction. Gene Ontology annotation, molecular function: peptide receptor activity; guanylate cyclase activity; protein kinase activity.